This is a messenger RNA of Symbiodinium natans, 474 nucleotides long. The record is from the annotation of a GenBank genome assembly. NCBI's taxonomy places the organism in Eukaryota, Dinophyceae, Suessiales, Symbiodiniaceae.
AUGCGGCUAACUGAUGACGAGGUCCAGGAGUGCGUUUUUGUCAACAACUGGUACGUCUGCCGUGACGAUGUGGAGGUCAUUGAGGGAUAUCUCCAAUUUGAAUCAGGAGAUCCUGGCCUUGCCAUGGAUCAUACAUCUGCACUUCAACAUGCCGCGCGACGAACUUUAGCGUCCAUCAUAGGCGAUUCGAUGAAUCCCGAUGCCAUCAAGACAACACUGACGAUGGGUCCAUCUGUGCAAAUUGAAGCACCUGAGCGACGCCUUGCACCGUUGACGAUGGAAGUGAGCAUUUUCUUGAUUUCGCCUGAUCUAUCCCGAGAUGAGAUCGAGCAAGGCUUCUCUGCCUAUUCUCUGGAUAACCUUUCUGCAUUGUUUGUAUCUACACUCGCAGAACUGUCAGUGGAUGUCGCUGCCAUGGGCAUUUCGGUUUCAGGCAUCGCCAUCCCUUUUGCGUCUCGCCCGCCAGCAUCCUAA